Molecule: messenger RNA, 7213 nt
Organism: Triplophysa dalaica
Lineage: Eukaryota; Metazoa; Chordata; Actinopteri; Cypriniformes; Nemacheilidae
Exons: 9
Coding region: 410-4894 (1494 amino acids)
Source: RefSeq, a predicted model, not a curated record
AUUUUCUCUAGUUGCAUAACGUGGGUUUUGAUACGCAAAUUGUUUCCAUCUCUACAGGAUGUUAUGGUUUCAUUUUCUUCCCACAAACUCUCAUGCAAAGCAGAAAAGACGCGCGCUCUUUCCACGCGCUGAAGCCCCUCCUGUGCCCCGCACGACCACGCGCUCAAAUAACACUCUGCGGACACGCUCCCCACGCACUUCGUGUUAAAUGCUUGUAGGUGAACAUGAAGGACUGAUGCAUAGAUGUGAAGAUCUGCAGAUUUACGUGGAAUCCACGUUUUUGUUCUAAGAAGCGCACUGGACACGUUUGGAGACGUCGAUGGAUAGAACCCGUUUCGGAAAUGCGUUGUGAAUUGUUACUUAUUUUUUAAUUAAGGCCAAGGGCAGCAGCCACAACGAAACCAUUAUCAUGCAAGGAUACGCCCAGAGGUCAAAUCAGCAGCUUCUGCCUAGGUACCGGGAACCACCGCCGCCUUAUCAACCAAGGAAUUCCCAACACAAUCAACAUCAAGAACAGUUCAACCCCCAACCUUACUCCACAGAGGAGGCAACACACUCCAACGGACAACAAAGGGCUGUAAAUAACUGGAGUGCCCAUCAAGCUGUAUGCUCGGAGGCCUUUGCUCCCGCUUUCCAACAGUAUGACGGUCGCUGUGAUGCAAACAAGACCCUUCGCCAACAACAGCCCACAAGACACCAGCUACACCACAAACCCUCAAAUGUGGCCCACAGCGCUGAAGGGAAAGCACCUGACAAACCUAAUGGCAUUAAUAGAUUUUAUGGUCAAUUCAAAACACAGGCAAGUUUAUAUGUUGCCUCUCAACAGACCUACAGAAACACGGAGACAUUGAUGACUCAGAACAACUCUAGUCAACAUCAUUCAUAUUGGACUUGUCAACAACUUCAGCCUAGACCAGAUCACAUCUAUCCUCAGCAACCUCAACAGUUGCCUGGACAACACUCGACAUCCAGACACACCUUACAUUACAACCCCACUGCCCAAAACAGAACCACGGUGCAGAGAAUGACCAACAACCAAGCUUGUCAAAGCAGAACGGCAGUCGGAUAUACAUCACCCACUUCUGUCAAGCUGCCACCUUCUGGACCACACAAUUCACCACAUUCCAAUAACGUUCAACAGAGCCGACCAGAACUGAUGUCAAACGCAAAUCCCAAUGUGCUGUCAGCUCAGUCUCAGAACAAUCGAAGCAGCGCUGGGUAUCCAACUGCAGACUCCAACGUUCAAACGUGUUAUGUUAAUCAAAACGCUCAAAACCAGACGCCGACCAACAGUGAAGCCCAGUCGAACCCAACAUCCCGACCUUUUAACUUGAGUUAUUAUCUAGAAUCGAAAAUGAAUGAAAUUCUAAGUUCACAGAAAGAAGAGCAAGAUUUGAAGAACAAAUCAACAACCAAUAAGAAUUGGUCGUACGUCAGUCCUGCCAACAAGACCGACCAAAACACACAUUUAUGGCAACUUUUAUCAGAGCCAGAUUUACAGUCUACAGCUGAACCGCCGCACAAACGAAUGAACUUUGGUCAAAAUCAAACGUACCGCUUGAAGUUACCCUCCAAAAACACAAGCAGGUUGCAGUCUGCCUUACCUGGAACCUGCCAGAUGGCCGUAGACGAACAGAACAGCACUGGAAAUGGACACGGAGGGCAAAGGCAAAAUGAGAUUCAGUACAUUACUGAUCCAGCCGAAUGUCUUGAAGCUGUGUUGGCCAUACAGAAGUCGUUUCAGAAAGUUCACAAAGCCGUAGCGAUCGUCCCACCCAUUUCCCUUCUAAAUGGGCACACCGAGUGGACAGUUGACUCAUACACGAAGACUGAUGACAGUCCACCUUUAAAGAUUUCUCUUGUGUGGUCGCUCUCUAAAGAAUCUGAUUCACAAAAACCCAUCACAACAGAAAAUAGUGAUAAAGUGCUGUCUGAAGACUCCUCGCGCUUGGUUGAGCAGGACGUCAGAAUGAGCCCUGAAAGUAAGACCAUGAACACUGCAGAAAAUUCAGGUUUGUUUUCUGUUAAUCCAACAGCGGGGUGUGACCUUGAUUCAAGUGAUGCUGCAUUUCGAUUGUCUGAUUGUCCGCUGGUUACAUACACGCUGGAAAACCUGAGGAACUUAGUAAAGUCUUUGGAGAUGACUGAGUCGUCUGCUCAACAUCCAGAGAAACCCGAAGGUGUUUGCAAUCGGAUCUUGGACCUCUACUGGAAAGGAGACAUUGGGUAUCUUAAAAAGCAUUUAAAAAAACUGCGUGAAGUGAGAUCCUACUUUGAUGUAGAAAGUGUGAAAGAUGAGAAAUCUGUGGUGUUUGCAAGCAUCACACAUGAAGACAUUAAGAAAGCGGCCCAUUGCGAGAUUGUCACAGAUGAGCUCUGUUCAUCCUCUGAGGAGUACAGGUCUUCUUGGUUAAAUGUUGGUGGCCAGCCAGCGGAUAUCGCUAAGGUGCUUUCAGAACCGCUUUCGGAUUACAUCACCGUCUCGAAGGAGGUGUCAGGUAACGUUUUAGUCCCUGCAGACAAGCUAGGUGUGAAUUCCCUAAAAGACCCUGAAGUUACACCUUUUAAUGUCAAUGAGCAUGCAAAACCAGACUCUGGAAGCCCUGGAGGUAGUUUCACACCUUCUGAAGGAAAUGGCAGGAGGGACACCAAGAACAAAGAGAAGUUAGAUGCAGUAAAUUCUGGUGUUACGCCUCUUUGCACAGUUCCUGGCGAACGGGAAAUGUUUGAGAACCAAGGUGACAACAUGCAAAACCACCAGCAUCUAAACACAAAGCCACCCACAGACCUUUCACCUUCGGCAGACACGUCUUCAGAAAAGAAAGAGGAAAAUUUAAGUCAAGACAAUGUAACUAUCGGCCUGAAAGAAUCAGUUCUAAACAAUGAGCACCAGGUACAUUUGGACUCUAAGACUCUCCCUCAUGAUCAUUUACCUUCGUCACAUUUACUUCCUGCAUGCUCUGAAGAUAAAUCUUUGCCAUCAGUCAACGCUGUUUCAGAUGCUGUAAAAGAUAUAGAAGAGAUCUCCACCCCAAAGCCCAGUAGUAACUUUAUAAGCACAUGGCAGGUUGAAGAUAUUUCUGAUGAUAGUAUGGACGGUAUGGAGACCCAUUCUAGCUACGCUGGCACAAUGCAAGUAGAAAAUAUUUCUGAAGAUGACAAUUCAGAUAACAUGGAGAUCUUUACUAACUCCACACAAACAUUGCAAGUAGAAAACAUUUCUGAAGAUGAGAGUUCAGACAACAUGGAGAUCGCUACUAAAUCUACAGAUAUAUGUCUUGUGAAAGACAUUUCAAAUGAUGAAAAUUCAAGCGAUGAUUCCUUGUUGAUGGAUGUUACAGUGUUGUCAUCCGAGGAAGCGUUAACAUUUUUCCAACAGUUAGAAAAGAAAUCAACUGACUCCAGUGUUGACCAUCCAAAGCUUAUGGCAUCCUCAUCCAGUCAGCCUAAACAGGAUUAUAACAAAGCCAAGAUUUGCUCUGGUUGUGGUAUCAAUGACAUUUUGACAUCCAAUUCCACCGAUGUGAUGGACAGCGAUAGAGAACUUUUUUGCACUGCAUGUUGGGAUCUGGCACCAUCGCUUGACCUCGAAAUGGAUCCGUGUAAUGAGAGCAGUGACAGUGAGUCAGAAACACUGGAGCAUAAUUGUAGUCCAUCUUCAGAAGUGGAAGUUCUGGAGCCAUUUACUGCUUCAACUGACGUGCACGUUGCAGAAGAAGAACCGACCGAAAAACCAAAAGAUGACACAUUGUUAAUUUCAGUAGCAGAACAAAAAACGUCCGAGAUUGAAUGUUCUGCUGAACAGGAGAUUUUCAAGAUUCAACCAGAUCAAAGGAAAGAUGAAAACUCAGAGAGACUCAGCAUGCCCAAACUGCACAGAAAUGAGACUGAUGUUCUUGGCGAUGUCGCUGCAUCAGAAAUAACGGAGGAGAAUAGUGGUCCGCCUGCCUUGGAAAUGGAACUUCUGGAGACAGUUAUUACUUCAGCACCAGAACAUAAAGUGCCUGAGAUUCAGAGUAAUGUUGAACGAGAGCUUGCAAAGAUUCCACCGGAUAAAACGAAAGAUGAAAGAAUGAAAAUCAAAUCAAAAUCUGCAUUUCUCAAACGUAAGUUUAAACCCAGCAGGGCUCGGUUGACUUCUAAUGACUCUGUUCUUUUCGCUCCGGAUAUUGUGCUUAAGAAGAGCCAGCCUCAAAAGAAAAAACACAAAGCUGUGUCUGCAGUCAAGCGCCCUGGUGGCCAAAUUCAGAACUGCAACAGUGCCAACAACAUAAACAAACCCACUGAAGAAAGACCAGAUCCUGGUUUACAUGCUGCGACUGAUAAAACUCCACAGAUCCACAAAGAUAAAGUGAGAGAGAAACAGUCCAGUGAUUCAACACAGUUUCUGAAAAAAACACUUCACAGGUCAAACACGAUGCCUGAGGUGCACACUGAUAAUCUGUCAGAGAAGUUAACAACAACUGGGAAAAAAAGAGUGAGAUUUGCUUUAUAUGGAUGUAAAAACGAAAAACAGUGUGCCGCCCCAGGGCGCAAAUUUUUACCCCCCACGACCUUAACUGUGGCCGAUGCUUGCAAAGAUGUGUCCAGAAACACGAGCCCAAGGUUUCCCAAAGGGCGGCGUUUCUCUGCUCCUGCGACAUUGUCUGCUGACUAUUCAGAUGUGAUUUCUGCCAAGCAAAAAGUUCACAACCAGUGGAGCAGCACUUUUAUACCAACAGCAAAAAAGUCGCCACCUCCCAAGUCUCCGACCAAAGGAGAACCGCUGAAGAAAAAACCCCUAAAAACUCACGAACUCUUAAAGUCCAACAUGCCAGCAUUAAAAAACCAAAUGAUGCAGAGAUCCAUGCUCCUGUCCAGCCAAGAGAUCAGCAAAAGCGUGGAAAAACACUAAACUUGUGUGUCACUUUAAAUAUGUUUACUUGAACAUGUGUGCAUAGGGAUAUUUUUAUAAUUACAUGACAGUGCUGAAGAGUUUUACUGUUUCUUACUGGCUAAGAAAAAGUAAUUUUAUAUAGUUUUAAACAAUAGUUUUAUUGUUUGUUGUUGUAUAUACAAUUUUAUGUAAAAAUGGGACUGGAUUACAGUUUACUUUAAAUGUAUAUUUUUAUACUUUUGUUCUGUUAUUUUUUUACCUCUGUAUUUUUUUUACAGUGUAAAAUGCAAAGUACUGUUUACUGCAAAAACUUAAUGAAGAAUAAAUUCAUUGAUUCAAUUGAAUUCAAAAUCUCUCGCAACAUUUUACUUGAUAUUUGAUGUUUCACACUCAUUCCACUCCAGAUUUGCUCUUAAAAUGGUAAGUUUACAUUGAGGUUUAUUUAUUUCAUUAGUUAUCAUACACAAUUAAGAAUCUAGCUCUACAGCAUCUAUUAUUGUUAGUUUAAUGAUAAUUUCAAUAUUUGCCAACACAUUUUGAAUUAAAAAAAAAUGGUAACCGUAUAAACAAUGGUAUUUGUGCCAUAUUAAACUUUUUGCUUAGUCACAGGAAAAAAUAAAAAGGUACAUUCAAAUGGAAAUUUUGAAUCUGCAGCUAAGGAAGUCUUCAAUAUGUACAGGUACAAAAAUGUGUGACAUCCUCAUCUUCGAAACACUGUUUGCUUCCUGUCCUUCAUAUAUACAUGCACAUAUUAUAUAAGGAAUAAACAUCAUGUGUAUGUCACAUAAGCUCACUUGAGAGUGUGCCUCUCUAUUCUUCCUCUUGCAUGUGGGUCACAGAAGUCUGGGUAACCAAUUUAUCUGGUAAUUAACAAAGAUUAAUUAUACUGUUAAAAUGUACUGAUCAUUGUAAGGCCACGUUAAUGCAUUAACCAGUGAAUAAUGCCAAAAUAAAUAAACAGAAAAGUUAUCGAUUGAAUUCCAUAAACCUGUCAACAAAUAAAAACACACAGUAAACAGAAAUAUGAAAAGAAAUCAUAGAAGUAAUCAAAGACCGGAACUCUUCGUUUAAUGAAUAUAUGAUCAUGUACAUUUUGAAAUCACAUUCAUAACAAUAACAUUUUUCCUAGAAAUCAUUGCAGGUGUUUGUUUAUAUUUUAUCUUAUAUUUUAUAUAUCGAAAGAACGAGGCGAUGUUAUGUAAAAUAAUUGCGUAGGAAUUUGCAGUUCUCCCUUCGCUCCACUAGGCGUCAGUAGCGAGAUUUACAUUCAACAUUAACAACAUGACGCAUGAUCAUCAGAGACUGCAGCAACACCUGUAGCGACACACGCAUUCGAUUUACGUAUGGUCCUGCAUGGGAUGAAUACGCCUGGAGAUCUGUCUCAAGCAUGCAGUGUCCUGUGGCUCAGUGGACAAGAACACUCACCCUUGAUGGAGAUGUGUGGGGUUUGAGGCCAGGUGUGGACAUGCAGAUGAAGAACGCUGGAUGUGAUAAAGAGAGACCAAGAGUGAAGUCAAGAUGAGAAAAUGAAGUCCGGUCCGAGUUGGAAGAAGGAGAGCAAGAGGCUGUCACAACCAUUAAGAUGAAGAACAACACGCAAAACACACAAAUAAUCUGGAGGAAACCCAGCCUAAGGGCUUGUGAAGAGACUGAAUGCUGAUUCCUGACCACUGUUCAGACUCCGGGUGGCUCCGUCGGGUCUAUAGCUCUCCAAUGUCCUACAGCCUCCUCCAGCUGUGUAGCGGAACUCCUGAAGAUUGGACACACCGUGGAAGUGCACGAAGGCCCCGGCCACCACCAAGACGUGGAAUAGCUGAUGGGAAUGGAACUGGCAACAGAAAACAGGAAAGAAUCUCUCGGGGAUCCGGGCGGCGUACAGACAUGCUCCGGUGAUGUACAGGGUGGCCAUAAGGAAGAGCCAGCCCAUUUGGCCCAUGGUGGUGGCUCUCAAGAAGCCUUCUGAGAUCAUAAAGUGCAGCGUCGGGACGACCCCGCUGAGCCCCAGACCCACAAACACACCUAUGGAGAGAACAAGUGAUGGGGUCUUACCAGCUCUGACUCCGCGGUACUGCGGCGUGGCGAAGAAAUCGCACUGAGAGACUGUGAUGGCGGCGAUUCCCAAUAUACAAACUACGAACAGGCUCUUACUUUGAGAAGACGCGUGACACCCCUUCAGAGUGGCAGUAGACCGUGUGGAAGAGCCAGGAGAAGGACAGGCAGAGAAUGGCUCCCAGAAAAAACAUGCCAAUGACUAUCUUCUCCUGGAACGGCGCCACAAAUGACAUAUUGGGUCUGAACAUGUACACGAUGCCGAGACAGAGAAAGAACAGGCAACCU